AUGGCCGAAAUGCCCCCAAAACGACCUCGGCGCAUUUAUACUGAGGAGAGAAUGGCAACUGCCAUUAAUUAUAUCAUGAAAAAUGGCUUGUCUCAGUACCACGCUGCCCAAAAGUACGACAUACCUCAGCAGUCUAUUUCCAACAGACUCAAGGGCCAAUCAGCCCUGGCUGAUCAAAUCCAACCUCACCAACUAUUGAGUAAGACCCAGGAGGCUCUCCUGGUGUCCUGGUCCCGCAACUGGACCUCGUUUAUUGAAGCCAUCACUGCAGAUGGCCGCGCCCUUACUCCCGGAAUUAUUUUCAAGGGCAAAGAACUCCAGCAGCAGUGGAUGAAUGGAUGGCCACGUGCUUUUUGA
Messenger RNA from Hirsutella rhossiliensis, 357 nucleotides. Its product is annotated as helix-turn-helix, psq domain-containing protein. The coding region runs from base 1 to 357 and encodes 118 amino acids. Lineage: Eukaryota; Fungi; Ascomycota; Sordariomycetes; Hypocreales; Ophiocordycipitaceae. The transcript has 3 exons. Gene Ontology annotation, molecular function: DNA binding. The record is from RefSeq and is a predicted model, not a curated record.